AUGAACUUGCUAAGGCCACCUCUGGCCUCCAACGUACCUUCAAUUUGUUUAGCAGCUGUUGGUGAAGUUCAUAUUCAAGAAAUGGUAAGAUCUGGGAGAAAAAAAAACUUAGGUCAAAAUACUUGAUUAUUAUUAUUAUUAUCAUUAUUAUUAUUAUUAUUAGCAUUCUCAUCUUCACUAAUAGUAGUGGUAGUGGUAGCGGCAGUGAUAGUGGAAGUGGUAGUGGUAGUGGUGAUGGUAGUGAUAGCGGUGGUGGUAGUAGUGGUAAGGGGUGUUGGUAGUGGUAGGGGUGGUUGUGGUAGCGGUUGUGGUAGUGGUAGUGGUGGUGAUAAUGUGAGUGGUGCUCAUAGUGAUGGUAGUGUUAGUGGAAGUGGUAGUGGUAGCAGUAGUGGUAAAGGUAGAUGCUUCGACAAAUGCAAAGAUUGUUUGAGAAAGUCACUGCGAGACUAG
This is a messenger RNA of Porites lobata, 450 nucleotides long. Lineage: Eukaryota; Metazoa; Cnidaria; Anthozoa; Scleractinia; Poritidae. The record is from the annotation of a GenBank genome assembly.